AUGGUGUUGCUGAGAGUGUUAAUCCUGCUCCUCUCCUGGGCGGCGGGGCUGGGAGGUCAGUAUGGAAAUCCUUUAACUAAAUAUAUUAGACAUUAUGAAGGAUUAUCUUAUGAUGUGGAUUCAUUGCACCAAAAACACCACCGUGCCAAAAGAGCAGUUUCACACGAGGACCAGUUUUUACGUCUAGAUUUCCAUGCCCAUGGAAGACAUUUCAACCUACGAAUGAAGAGGGACACUUCACUUUUUAGUGAUGAAUUUAAAGUAGAAACAUCAAAUCAAGUACUGGAUUAUGAUACCUCUCAUAUUUACACUGGACAUAUUUAUGGUGAAGAAGGAAGUUUUAGCCAUGGGUCUGUUAUUGAUGGAAGAUUUGAAGGAUUCAUCCAGACUCAUGGUGGCACAUUUUAUGUUGAGCCAGCAGAGAGAUAUAUUAAAGACCGAACUCUACCUUUUCACUCUGUCAUUUAUCAUGAAGAUGAUAUUAACUACCCCCAUAAAUAUGGUCCACAGGGGGGCUGUGCAGAUCAUUCAGUAUUUGAAAGGAUGAGGAAGUACCAGAUGACUGGUGUAGAGGAAGUAACACAGACACCUAAAGAAGAACAUGCUGUUAAUAAUGGUCCAGAACUCUUGAGGAAAAAACGUACAACUGUAGCUGAAAAAAAUACUUGUCAACUUUAUAUUCAGACUGAUCAUCUAUUCUUUAAAUAUUAUGGUACACGAGAUGCUGUGAUUGCUCAGAUAUCCAGUCAUGUUAAAGCGAUUGAUACAAUUUAUCAGACCACAGACUUCUCUGGAAUUCGUAACAUCAGUUUCAUGGUGAAACGAAUAAGAAUCAAUACUACUGCUGAUGAGAAGGACCCCACAAAUCCCUUUCGUUUUCCAAAUAUUGGUGUGGAGAAGUUUCUGGAAUUGAAUUCUGAGCAGAAUCAUGAUGACUACUGUUUGGCCUAUGUCUUCACUGACCGAGAUUUUGAUGAUGGUGUUCUUGGUUUGGCUUGGGUUGGAGCACCUUCAGGAAGCUCUGGAGGAAUAUGUGAAAAAAGUAAGCUCUAUUCAGAUGGUAAGAAGAAGUCCUUAAACACUGGAAUUAUUACUGUUCAGAACUAUGGGUCUCAUGUACCCCCCAAAGUGUCUCACAUUACUUUUGCUCAUGAAGUUGGACAUAACUUUGGAUCUCCACAUGAUUCUGGAACAGAGUGCACUCCAGGAGAAUCUAAGAAUUUGGGACAAAAAGAAAAUGGCAAUUACAUCAUGUAUGCAAGAGCAACAUCUGGGGACAAACUUAACAACAAUAAAUUCUCACUCUGUAGCAUUAGAAAUAUAAGCCAAGUUCUUGAGAAGAAGAGAAACAACUGUUUUGUUGAAUCUGGCCAACCUAUUUGUGGAAAUGGAAUGGUAGAGCAAGGUGAAGAAUGUGAUUGUGGCUAUAGUGACCAGUGUAAAGAUGAGUGCUGCUAUGAUGCAAACCAGCCAGAAGGGAAAAAAUGCAAGCUAAAACCUGGAAAACAGUGCAGUCCAAGCCAAGGUCCCUGUUGUACAGCACAGUGUACAUUCAAGACAAAAACUGAAAAGUGUCGGGAUGAUUCAGAUUGUGCAAAAGAAGGAAUAUGUAAUGGCAUUACAGCUCUCUGCCCAGCAUCUGACCCUAAACCAAACUUUACAGACUGUAAUAGGCAUACACAAGUAUGCAUUAAUGGGCAAUGUGCAGGCUCUAUCUGUGAGAAAUAUGGUUUGGAAGAGUGUACCUGUGCCAGUUCUGAUAGCAAAGAUGAUAAGGAAUUAUGCCAUGUCUGCUGUAUGAAGAAGAUGGACCUAUCAACUUGUGCCAGUACUGGGUCUGUGCAAUGGAACAAGCAUUUCAUGGGUCGAACCAUCACCUUGCAACCUGGAUCCCCUUGCAAUGAUUUUAGAGGCUACUGUGAUGUUUUCAUGCGGUGCAGAUUAGUAGAUGCUGAUGGACCUUUAGCUAGGCUUAAAAAAGCAAUUUUUAGUCCAGAGCUCUAUGAAAACAUUGCUGAAUGGAUUGUGGAUAAUUGGUGGGCAGUAUUGCUUAUGGGAAUUGCCCUGAUCAUGCUAAUGGCUGGAUUUAUUAAGAUAUGCAGUGUUCAUACUCCAAGUAGUAAUCCAAAGUUGCCUCCUCCUAAACCUCUUCCAGGCACUUUAAAGAGGAGGAGACCUCCACAGCCCAUUCAACAACCCCCGCGUCAGAGGCCCCGGGAGAGUUAUCAAAUGGGACACAUGAGACGUUAA
Messenger RNA from Pipistrellus nathusii (Nathusius's pipistrelle), 2250 nucleotides. The record is from the annotation of a GenBank genome assembly. NCBI's taxonomy places the organism in Eukaryota, Metazoa, Chordata, Mammalia, Chiroptera, Vespertilionidae.